GAAAAGUGUUGUAGGUGCUCAGGUCCGGUCCACAGAGCAUGGCCCGGCCCGGUGAGACACCUCACAGCGGGACAGAGCAGGUACCGUGAGCGGGAAAGCCCUGUCCGCUUCCCCGCUCUCCGCUCACUCUCCUCCGGCUCUCCUCCGUGCGGAUCUAGCCCACUACUGGCGGUGCGGUGAACCAGGUGCAGCCAGGGAAGGGGAGGUAAAGGGGAGGGCAGCGCAGGAGGGGGAGAUGGGCUGCGAGAGGAGGUGACUCUCCGGCAGCAUUUAGACACAGCGAAAGGAUCAUGGCGGAUGGCCCCAGGUGUAAGCGGAGAAAGCAGGCGAACCCGCGGAGGAACAACGUGACCACUUACAACAAUGGACUGGAGGCAGGCUCGGACACAGAUGACGAGGACAAGCUGCAUAUUGUGGAGGAGGCGGAUGGGGCCGAGUGUGACAGCACCCUGCCUGACGAGGAGCACCCCAGGGAGCAGUGCUGGGACCACGUGAAAGAAGAGCCACUGUCUGAGCCAGAGGACGAGCGUAGCACAGAUGCCCUGGUAGAGGAGAUGCUGCAGCAGGGAGACACAGCCGUCAUCUACCCAGAGGCCCCUGAGGACGAGCUGCCCAGGCUGGGGACUCCCGAGGCCCCGGGGCCCGAUGAGAACGGCACCCCAGACUCCUUCUCCCAGCUGCUGACCUGUCCGUACUGCGCGCGGGGCUACAAGAGGUACAGCUCCCUCAAAGAACACAUCAAGUACCGGCACGAAAAGAGCGAGGACUCGUACCCCUGCCCCGAGUGCACCUACAGCUUCUCCCACCGCGCCCAGCUCGAGAGACACAUGAGCGCGCACAAGGCCGGGCGCGACCAGAGGCACAUCACACAGUCUGCAGGGAACCGUAAAUUCAAGUGCACUGAGUGUGGGAAGGCCUUCAAAUACAAGCACCACCUGAAGGAGCAUCUCCGCAUUCACAGCGGUGAGAAGCCAUACGAAUGCUCCCACUGCAAGAAACGCUUCUCCCACUCGGGCUCCUACAGCUCCCACAUCAGCAGUAAGAAGUGCAUCAGCGUGGUGUCAGUGAAUGGCCGGCCCCGCCCCAAAGCCCAAGGACCCCCGGCCGCCCUGCCUUCAUCCCCAUCCUCGCUCCGGGCACAGACCAGAGACCACAAACCCCUCCAGGAGCAGCUGCCCAUCACCCAGAUAAAAGCCGAGCCCGCCGACUAUGAGUACAAGCCCGCUGUGAUGGCUCCCUGUGCUGGGGUGUUGAAUGGUGGUGCAGCGGCUCCACUCCAGGGCACGGUGCAGGCGGUGGUCCUGCCCACGGUGGGGCUGGUGUCUCCCAUCAGCAUCAACAUCGCAGACCUGCAGAAUGCACUCAAAGUGGCUGUGGACGGGAACGUGAUCAGACAGGUCCUGGAGAGCAAAGGCCAGGCUCCAGGCUUCACCUCCACCACUCUGCACCCCUCUGCCCCCACACAGCAGCUCCUGUCUGCCAUCAGCCUGCCCAUCGUGGGACAGGACGGCAACGCCAAGAUCAUCAUCAACUACAGCCUGGAUCCGACACAAGCUCAGGUGGCCCCACAGAACCUGAAGAAGGAGCCCAUGUCCCCCGGUGAGAAGCUGCCUGAGGACCUGACAGUGAGAGGGCUGCGGGAGGUGAAGGAGGAGGGGGAGAAGACCAAGAACUGUCUGCUCUGUGACCACUGUCCUGCUGGGCUGGAGGCUCUGCAUGCUCUCAAACACGCCAAGAGACUCAAUGGCCUAGACAAGCCCGAGUCCACCAUCGCCGCCCUGCUGUCCGAGGGAACACUCUGCAGCCAACCCAAGAACCUGCUGUCUCUGCUCAAAGCCUACUAUGCCCUGAAUGCAGAGCCCACUGAGGAGGAGCUGGCCAAGAUCUCCGACUCGGUCAGCCUGCCCGAGCAUGUGGUAAAGAAGUGGUUUGAUAAGAUGCAGCAGGGGGCACUAGGAGCACCUACCCCACCCUCUGAGGAGGAGGACAGUGUGGUAUCUCUAGUUCCAGGGAAGGAUACGGUUGUGAUGAGUCCCUCAGUCAACCAGGACAGUCCCUCCGAGGCCACCCCAGCAGAGGCCAACCAUAGUUCCCCUGCCUCUCCCUCCCCCCUCAACCUCACGGCCGGCUGUCUCACCACCUCACAGCCACAGGGCACAGACGCGCCCCUGGACCUGUCCCUGCCUAAGUCCAGCUCAGAGAAGGAGCCCGCCAAAACUACCAGCCCCUCCUCCUCCAGUGUGCCCGACGAGCCUCUGAACCUGAGCUGUCUGAAGAAGGAGGCUCUGUGUGGGGUGUAUGCCAGCCAAAGCAGCGCCGCACCCGUGCACCUGGUGAGCACCCAGCUGCCCGCUCUGGUGGCCCUGGCGGAACAGAGUAGUGUACAGUGUCUGAGGGCUCUGGGCUCCAGCAAAAGGACCAUCCUCAUCCCACAGCUCGCCUACUCCUACAGCUCUGCAGCCACCAGCCCCGCGGGGACGGAGACGCACGAGGCCGCCAUCCAGCUCAACGGCAUAAAGGAGGAACGUGCAGACUCAGAGGGCCUCUCUGCUGCAGACGAACCCGACUCAGACUGUGGACCGUCCCGUAAGAAGAUGAAGAAGAGCGAGAGCGGCCUGUACGCCUGCGACCUCUGUGACAAGAUCUUCCAGAAGAGUAGCUCCCUGCUGCGACACAAAUACGAGCACACAGGGAAGCGACCUCACGAGUGCAGCAUCUGCUCCAAGGCCUUCAAACACAAGCACCACCUGAUCGAGCACAUGCGGCUGCACUCCGGAGAGAAGCCCUACCAGUGCGACAAGUGCGGCAAGCGCUUCUCCCACUCAGGCUCCUACUCGCAGCACAUGAACCACCGCUACUCCUACUGCAAGAGGGAGCCCACGCAGCCAGAGGGAGCCACCGAGCUCCUGACUCCCCCCACACACGCACAGCUCCUCCCACCCCUCAACACGGACUCGGACGAGAGGGCGAGCAGGGACAGCGAGGAGGACGAAGAGGACGAGGAUGGAGCGGCCGGCAUAGAGGACAUCCGGGUGGUCCAGGUGGAGGAGGAGGAGGAGGAGGAGGGGACAGAGGAGGAGGAAGACACGAGGCAGGGGGACAAAGCAUGUGAGACGGAGGAGACGGGAGAAGAGGAGGACACUAGGCAGGAGGUCGCCAUGGAAACGGAGGAGACAACUAAGGAGACAUCUGAGGAAACAUCUGAGGAGACAUCUGAGGAGACAUCUAUGGAGACAAAGACAGAAGUGGACGUGGACCGAGGAGACGAAGGAGCAGACUGAACUUUUUGGUCACUACUGUGUUGAAAUCCGGGUGUGCCUGAGCAAAUUGUUUCCCACAGAGUCACGUGGCUCUGCUUUUGUAAGAGAAAAAAAAAGAGUUUUAACUAAUGAAGGAAAUGCAUUAUACAGACUUUGAAAGCUAGAGCCGACACGUUUUAGAUUUUAUUACUAAAACAUCUUGGGUCCUUUGAUUUUAUCAGUGUUACUAAUUUUAUCACUCAUAUUUUAACCUUUAAGAAGCUGUACAGUUGGGAGAUAUUUCUUAACCUUUUUAUUGCCAAUGAACAAAAGAGACGCAAGUAUUUUAUUAAGUUGGAAGAAUCCUGUGCACUACGUGGCUUGGUUGACCCCCGGUUGACCCCUGGACGCGUCGUACCGUCAGUAUUACAGAACCAAGCGCACUGUUGGAUGGGACUGAGAGGCCCGGACUGCUGCCACUCCUGUGUGAUUGUAUGAGGCACUGACAGGAGCGCACCUGUCUGGAGGAGCAGACAGGAGCACUGCUAAAUGAAGGAGCUUGUAAGUCCAUAGACAGUGUACAAAUAGUGGCCCACGGGCUGAUCUGAAAAAGUGGAUUAUGGUAAAGAUUGUUCAGGAGUCAGUAUUGAAGUAUUUUGAUAAACAAAGGGUCAAGCCAUAAACAAAAAAAUGAAAUAUUAAUCAGAAUUUCAAAUAAAAUCUCAGUUUUUUAAUACUCCAUUUGCAUUCUAUUACCUAGUAACAGGUAGUAGCCGUGCACUCAAGAGCAUAUGUUUACAUACUACAGAGGUGGGUAGAGUAGCCCAAAAUUGUACUUCAAAAUAAUAUUAAUCAAGUAGAAGUACAAAGUAGACCAAGAAAUUACUCAAAUUUAGAGUAAAAAAAAGUUUGUGAAAGCUACUACUCAAGUGAAAUUAACUGUAAGACUGUCUAGACCUAACAUCUGAUUUAUAAUUGACAUAAAAAUCUGGUAUUUUCAAAGGUCAGGCCAUAAACAUUUAAAUAAAAUCAUAUCUAAAGGAACAGUGCAAGAAACACAUGUUCAAAUCUGUUCACAUUGUCAACAUAAAGCUUUUGUCAAGUAAGACCACUGUUACACUGUACAAUAUAUUACUCAAGUAUGGGGUCUGAAAACUAUUACAAGAAGCAUAAUUUCUUGAAAGAGUACUCAAGAAGAAGUAGAAAGUAGAGUUCUACCCACCUCUGGAUACUUGUAGUUCACAAACUACAAUACUGAUUAUGUGAAUGCAAAUCAGCUUUUUUACUUAACAAAAAAUAAAAAAUAUAUAUUAGAAGUCUCAGAAGAUUCAACCAACAUGACAUGCUAUGUACUUCCAGCUAGCUAAAUACAGGUUGGCGAAUCCUGAAGCUAACCUGCUCUGUGUUUUCUCCUGUUUUCUGGUCCACUAUGCAGCCACUGUCUAUGGAGAAACCACUUUUAUCUUCCAAAGCCAUGUUUGAACAAUGAACUAAAGCCUUUGUACUGCACCUUUUGAGAAAAACCACUAAUGUAAAAGCUAUUUUUGCUAAUGAGACGUACCACUGUCUGAGCGCUAGCAUGUUAGCAACCUAUGGAAGAAGAUGUAGCAUGUUAGCAUCACUUUGUACUAAACAGCCUAUGGACAAGUACCUCAUACAAGCACACCACUAAGUCUUUCAGUUACAAUCAGUGUUUCCAGUGAGGAGAGCAGAGAUACGGAGGUGUGUACCCUGCUAACCCUAAACCCUACCCCGCCAAGCCGAGCCGAGCCUUAUGCAAAAAAAAAAAAAGAAAAGACAAAAUGCAUUUCGAAAGUGCCAUUGAAGCUGCUGUUAGCGUAGCAGCACUGAUCAGGUAUCGCCGGGUCCCAGAUAUAAUGUAACCCAGUAAGUAAAUGCCGCUAUACUGUUGACUUGGGCUCACCACACCACCCCAGAGAAUUAGCUCACCGCAUAGAUUUACAAGAUUUAGUUUCAGUCCCUGUAGCGAGCGAUAAAGAUUAUUAUCCCUGUUUUAUUUUGAAAUGUAUCAAACCGCAAAUAGGAAUGUCUACGUGUUAAAAUAACUUGAAUUCAUAAUUGUUUUCUUGAUGUGAGUAGCGGGAUUAAUUGGCGAGAUAGACUUAUGGAAAGAAGUUGCUAGCUGAAGGAUUAGCUUAGUGCGAUUUACGUAUAUGGGGGAAACUGGAGUAACCGUGGGAAACUUACUUAUGCUAACUUUAAGGAAAAUGGACAAAUAUGGUUCAAAAAUCAAACCAGGGGCCAGGGAACUCAAAGGGUAAAGAAAAAAGAAAAAAAAAAGUUAAACAAAUGUCUGUAACUUACUAAAUUGUUGUAUUACGUCACAGUGUAAUUGUAUUUGAAGUGGGAGUUCUUUAAUUACCAGUCCGAUUGGCGUUUUUUCAAGUCGGAGGUGGGAAAUAUCUCAGUUACCAGUUGCAUGGAACACAUCACUCAUCUACAGGUUACAUUUUUUUACAGGAAAUAAAUUAUUGUUUCAAAUAAUCAUGAAUGACCGGUAACCAUCCCGGUAACCAUCUCAAAAAACAUGUAUCUAGGCAUAAUUAACUCUUCAAAUUUAGAUUCAAAUGUACUCAAAUCAUUUUAAACAGUUUGAAUUCAAGUCUGUUUUCAUUUUUCGUAGAUAUUUCAGUUUUUGCGGUGUUCCUCAUAGCGCCUCCGUGCACUUGUAUCCAGGUUGUGUCAUUUGGAUUCUCGGAGCUCAAUCGAAACCAUUCAGUAUUACCUUGUGUUUGUGUCUGUUUCCUUGACGGCAGUAUUAGCCCUCCCCUCGAGAUGGGUCUGUUUUUAGUUUUUCUAUUUAUGUGUCUUAUUCAGUUUUUUUAUAUUUCUUUGGUUAUUUAUUACACGCUGUAUUGUAGUUUGUAUGAAUAAUAUAAUUUAGUAUGACGACAAUUCCGUUUGCAGCCGACCCGACCAUUGUGCACCCCGCUCCCACAUGAAGCUACUGAACUGUCCGGCUAACGGCUAACUGUACGUGCUAGCAUGAGUGUGUCGUCCCGAAGGAGGACCAUAACCGCAGACUGUCCCAUUGUCAAGCCAAAAUAAUCUCCUCCAAGUAUUGUUCCUCGUUUUUAUUUGUGCCAAUUUGUUUUUACUUUGAUGUCAGUGUUGAGACCACGCCCCUUUUAUAAGCCCCUCCCCCUUUAACAACCAUAUUAUUUUUUAUAGUGGUUAUCUUUUGUUUCGUUUUGUUAAUUUUUAUGACUCCCCAUCUCACAAUAAAAUACAUCUACAAGCUA
Messenger RNA from Periophthalmus magnuspinnatus, 6502 nucleotides. RefSeq names its product zinc finger E-box binding homeobox 1b (gene zeb1b). The record is from RefSeq and is a predicted model, not a curated record. NCBI's taxonomy places the organism in Eukaryota, Metazoa, Chordata, Actinopteri, Gobiiformes, Gobiidae. The coding region runs from base 291 to 3281 and encodes 996 amino acids. Gene Ontology annotation, molecular function: DNA-binding transcription factor activity, RNA polymerase II-specific; RNA polymerase II cis-regulatory region sequence-specific DNA binding. Gene Ontology annotation, biological process: regulation of transcription by RNA polymerase II; anatomical structure development. The transcript has 8 exons.